AUGGAUGAAGAAAUUGGAAAUUCGAUAAAUUCAAAAGAAAAUUCAGAUUUGGAAGAGAUCAAGAAUUCCCUAAAUUCACUCCACUCUUUCCUUCAGAAUCAACACCGAUCUGAUAUAGCCCAGAUCGAAGAAGAUGCCUUGUCUGAUACGGAAAAUCAAUUAGAAGAAGAGAUAAGCCAUUCAGACCCCUAUUCCAUAUUUAACGUUGAUAGUUUCACCCAAACCUAUGACAUUUCUGUGAAAUCACGCACAGGAAAGGAGAAGUUCAAUAUCAGACAAGCACUUACUGGGAACCGUAAAACAAAGUCAGAUUUUUACGGAAAAAUAAAUAUGGUUUACGUAAAGUUAAUAGAGAAAGCAGAUUCUUUGAGUGAACUUAUCCGAAAAUUAGAAAGUCAAGUAGCUGAAAUUGUGACUGCCAUUAAAAGAGAAACAGGACGCCUUCCCAGGAGAACUGAUUUAAAUCCGAGACGUCAAGUCAGUGCUGUACUGUUGCAUAGCGGAAAACAUCUCGCGACAAACACGAAGAACAACACCGAAAUUGGUAAUUAUGCCUAUGCUGAUGAAACAUGCAAGAGUGAUUCUCAGCCUAUACUUCUUGAUGACCCUCACCUAAAACCUUCUUGUGAAAACGAGAAGUCUACCGCUGAAAAUAAUAAGGAAAAGACUAUAGACUUAGAAAUAGAAGAAGAUUCGGAAAUUGAGGCCGAAAUCGAUCGGCAAACAAAGCGUGAUGAUGUUGUCGGAAGAAGUAAGUGCAAUAUUUCAAGGAGAACUUUAGCCAAGAGACUUGAUCCUGGUAGUUUCGUCCUGGAUUGCAAUAUACAAAACACGCGUUUUCCCCGAUCACUAUGUGAUCAUGGCUCUAGCGUAAAUCUUAUGCCUUACUCCAUCGCAGUGACCUUAGGAUAUGACGAGUUCAUGACAACUCCGAUAACCUUAGUUCUAGCUGAUCGAUCUAUCAGGGUACCUGAAGGAAUUCUCGAAGACGUACUCGUGAAAGUUAAUAACUGCUUCAUACCUACGGAUUUCGUCGUUUUAAAAUACAGACAAGAACCAAAAGACCCCCUCAUUCUGGGUCGACCGUUCCUAGCUACGGCUGGAGCGAUCAUAGAUGUGAAGGAAGGACGUAUAAAUUUGAACAUCGGGGACAUCUGA
Molecule: messenger RNA, 1158 nt
Organism: Brassica napus (rape)
Lineage: Eukaryota; Viridiplantae; Streptophyta; Magnoliopsida; Brassicales; Brassicaceae
Exons: 2
Coding region: 1-1158 (385 amino acids)
Source: RefSeq, a predicted model, not a curated record